UUCCGUUUAUGCACAUUUUACGACAUUAAUUUUGGGAUAGUUAUUAUAUACAGCAUUUCAGACUAUAAAAAAAAUAUUUUGUUUCUCAUAACAUUGUAGUUUAAUGGAGAGUGUUGUGAAAGGCGGAGAGAAGCACUGACCUUGUCUCGCCCCCGGGGGCCGUGCGGCAGGCGGGAUGUCGUCGUCCAACCCCAUGCGGCAGCUGGAGGAGCGCCACGUGGCGAUCAAGGUCGAGCAGAUGGCGUGGUCGGACAAGAUGGACCUCCUGGCGCUCGCCAACGUCAGAGGGGAAGUGGCGCUGCACCGCCUCACGUGGCAGAAGGUGUGGAUGCUGCCGCCGCCACAGGACGGGGUGAGAGUGGCGGCCCUCGCCUGGAGGCCCGACGGCAAGAUCAUAGCCAUCGCCUACAGCAGCAACGAUGUUUUGCUGAUUGAUGUAGAAGACAAGAGAACUGUAUACAAGAACCACAUAGAUGGAGACAUCACUUACAUGUCGUGGAAGCACGAAGGUUCUACACCCGAUGCUGCAGCAUCGUCCAGCGCCGGUUCCACGGAGCCGUUCGAGAAGUACGAAGAGUUCGACAACAGCAAGGACUUCCUGCCGAAACUCCCGCCGCUGGUGCGCAGCUUCGAGCAGGAGGAGCUCCAGAACGACGUGAAGAAGAUGAAGGCCCCGGCGAGCCUCAACAUCCUGGUGGUCGGGACGAGCAACGGGAAGCUGUCCCUGAGCAUCUUCGGGAUGUUCCCGUGCGGGCUCAUGGACAUGGCGGGCUGCCUCCCGGGCCAGCAGGCGUCCGUGGUCGGCGCGGAGUUCACCCGGAGGCUGGACGGCCUGUUCGUGGUGCUGGCCCUGGGGCGGGGCGAGCGGAGGGACCUGGCGGUGGUGCGCUUGCAGACACGCGUGUUCCUGGAGCGCUCGGCAGAGCUGCAGGCCCUCGCGCUCAAGCACGGCCACAUCGUCGACCUGCUCGGCUACGCGUCGCAGACCAUGCAUGCCAUCACCGAAGCCUGGGAAAACAUCCUGCUGGAGAUGGACUCCAAGCUGGCGUCCUACGCCUCCAAGGUGCCCGGCGGCUUCGUCUCUGCCGACUUCCUGGAGCUGCUGAUGUUCGGCAGCGCGUCGUCCGAGCUGGAGCACUUCCUGCUGCAGGAGCUCACGGAGAAGGGGCUAAAGAAGCUGGGGCACUCAAUCGAGCUGAGCUACUCCAACAUACAGAAGAUGGUGCUGAAGCACCUGCAUGCCGUGGGCCAGGAUCUCUCCUACCACCUGGCCGAGAUGAAGGGCAUGGCGGGGUACCUGGACCGCUACGAGCCCCUCGGCCUGCAGGAGGAGAUGGUAACCGCGGCGCUCUCCGCGGCCGGCUCCUUCCUCGUCAAGGCGACCGAGGUGCAGCAGGUGAUAGACAGCUCGAUGAAGAACUACAAGGCCUUCUUCCGCUGGCUCUACGUGGCCAUCCUGCGCCUCACCGACGACCGGGUCCUCUCCGACAUCACCAAGGUCAACCAGACGGAAAUAGCCUACAUCGCAGAGUUCCUGUACGGCUUCGACGGCGAGGGUGCGAGGCAGAGGGGCGUCUUUGCCCCGCAGCACCCGAGCAGACCCCACUUCAACCUGGAGCGCCUGGGCCAGUACCUGGCGGACCGGGAGCUGGUCACGCCGCCCGCCACCGACGACAACCCGUGGACCAAGCUGCUGAGGGACAACCCGAGCCUGAGCGGCUAUCCUGCCAUCAUCCCCCACCACAGGGAGAAGUCCCUGGUGCAACAGCACGCCCACCUCAGGGAGGCCAUCGCUCUGGUGUUCAGCCAGCCGGAGCACUGCAUCGGCAGCCUGCUGGAGGUCUCGCACGUGCUUGUGUGCGCCAGCGUGUUCGAGUGCCGGGACGAGCGCAUCCAGCCGGCCCACGUGACCACGGGCAAGGACGACAGGCUGGUGCUGGCGUUCCCGGACUCCCUCCCGCCGGCGCCCGGGAUGUACUUGCUGGAGCUGCCGGCGGAGAGCUCCGAGCCGGAGCAGCCCAAGUGCGUGCACGUCAACUUCACGUCCUCCCCGGACAGAGAGGCCUCUCUGAAGAUCCUCGACCUGCAGUUCUACCUGCCCGACGUGCUGUCGAUCCUCCUGGAGCGGGUCGCCGAGAGCCGGGGCUCGGUGUUCGUGCAGUUCCCGACGGCGGUGGCCGCGAGCCAGGGGACGGCCGUGUCCGCGUGCCCCGCCAGGUCGGCGCGGCCGAGCCCCGGCGCGGCGCUCGUGUCGCUGGCGGAGGUGCCUCACGUGGACGGAGGGGCGCUGCUGGAGCCGGGCGCCAUGCGGGUCGUCGAGAACAUGGUGUCGUCGCGCCUGGCCGUCAGCGGCAGCCGCAAGCUGGCCGUCGUGCUGUCGGAGAGCCGGCGCAAGGUGCGCUUGUUCGAGAUGGAGGCGGAGGACGAGGAGGAGGACGAGGAGGGCAUGGACACGACCGUGAGCAGCACGGACGGCCCCCGGAGCUCUGCCCUGGAGGAGGACUGAGCGCACGGGACCGCUCUACGACCGUCGACCAUGCCUCUUGCGUUUGUGGGUUUGCUAAUUGUUAGUGAUCUGUCACAGUACAUGACAGCAACCAGGGGCGUAGAGCCAGGGGGGGGGGGGGUUUAGGGGUUCAAACCCCCCCUCCCUUAGCACCAAAUCUUUAAUUAAUUUCUUAUUCAUCACUCAAACAAAUUUCGUAUUAAAAUUAAUAAAAAUUUUUACCAUUACAAUAUUUAAAUUUAAGAAACGAAAACUGCUAAAAUAGCACUAUUACACAUCUUAAAAUCCAAAUUUUCCCGGGGGAGGACCCCCCCCCCCCACCCCCCGCUUUAAUUUGGGGGUAGGCGGAGGCCCAUGCUUCUUAACACCCCACCAUACACAAAUCCUGGCUACGCCACUGACAGCAACAUGCAGUAUGCGUUUAUUAUAAUCUGUUUAAUUUGUGAACCGCAAUAUGAAUCAAUGGCUUCCAAAGAGUGAGCAAUUACUUAACAGUUAAUAAGUUUAUCGGAUAGUUUUUUUUUUGUUGUAAAUGUUAUUGAUGAGUUACCCUAACAACUAAAUUAAUACCGUCAGUAUUGUCUUAUGUUAUCUCAAGAACCUGAAGUUUGAGAUGAUUUUUUGGUGAUUAUUUAGAUUAUAGAUUUCUUAAAAAGUUUUAUUGCACUAAAAAUUAAAUACCAAUCACUUAAUGAAUUGAAACUCGAACUUACACAGUGUUAUGCUAUUUUAUAUUCUCAAAAACUAUGCACCAGCUGCAUCCGCCAUAAAAUAUGAUUUUAAAAAAUGUAUUGGCAAACAAGUGUUGUGCCCAAAAGUUUGCGCUUGAGGUCUAAUUAAAUACUUGGUAUGUUUCUUUCCAGGUAACACAUUUCUCAGGGAGGAAUUAUAAGUUCUGCUGUGAUAAAUAGCUCUUGGGAAUAGGUAACUUAUGUUUUCUUUAAAUAAUUGUGUCUUCUAGAAGCGUAAUUGAAUGACAAAGCAGUAGAGUGUCAACUUGACAGUAGUUCCUUGCGGAUAUUCUGUAAAGAAACCUAACCAGGAUAUAGAAAAUGUUAACUUUUGCCAUUGCACCAUCAAUAAGUGUAGAGCCAAAUAAAAAUCAUCUUGGAUUUUGAAGUGCGGGUUUAUUAAGAACACGUGCGGAGAUGUACAGUGUUCUUCAAGCUCUACUGAAACAAAUACUGAAUUCCACGAGUAAGAACCAGCAUGCAGUAUGUGUUUUACUAUAUAGCAAUUAGGUACUCAACAGUCAAUAUGUUCAUUUUAUAGUUCAUUUUGUCGGAUAAAUGUUAUUUAUCAGUUACCUUAAAAACUGAAUUAAUAAUUAAGUAUUUUAUUCUGUUACCUUGAUGACUUGUUUUAUAAUUGUUUGGAUUAAAGAUUUAAUACAAAAUUUUGUGUCAUUGUUACUAGUUUUGCACUGUCGUAGAAAAUAUUGAACCAUAUAGGUAUUUACAAAAUAAACUACUGCUGUGGCAGAAUAUAACAUUAAUAUAUUGAGUUAAUUUGGCCUUCUAAUACACACAUCUGCGUUAAAAAAAUGUGUGCCAUAAGUAUUUCAGACUAUUUCGUUCUUAUUAUAGUUAAAUUACAUCGCUUUCCUUAUAUUUGCAUCACACCAACCGUAUGAUAUAUUCUUAGAGUGUAAUGUAGCUCCAGUGCAUUUAAUACCAACCAAAAUGCAUGCUACAGUAUUAGCCAUGACAGUAUCAUUAAUAUUCGGAGUUUAACAAAACAUGUGUUCAUAAUCACAUAACUUAUUUCUGCGGUAAUCUCCGUGGUCUUUGUCGUUUACCUUGUGUGUCGCAGAGAGCGUACGCUGGUUUGAUUUAGCUUGUCUGCGUGUUGUAAGUGCAAGAAAAGAAGUGUGAGAGUUUUCAUGUGUUAUAAUUAAUACCUUUUAUUUUUGUAGCAACCUUAAUUUAUACGUUUAUUAAAUAACAGUUUUUUUAUGAACCAAGAGGUGUUUGUACGUAUGAACGCACAGUAGAAGUUGUACUACUUCUUUGGCAUGAAAUUUUUGAAAUUAAAAAUUACAAACAAA
This is a messenger RNA of Bacillus rossius redtenbacheri, 4553 nucleotides long. RefSeq names its product anaphase-promoting complex subunit 4 (gene APC4). Bases 176 to 2506 code for a protein of 776 amino acids. The record is from RefSeq and is a predicted model, not a curated record. Lineage: Eukaryota; Metazoa; Arthropoda; Insecta; Phasmatodea; Bacillidae. Gene Ontology annotation, cellular component: anaphase-promoting complex; nuclear periphery. Gene Ontology annotation, biological process: anaphase-promoting complex-dependent catabolic process; protein K11-linked ubiquitination. The transcript has 4 exons. Gene Ontology annotation, molecular function: protein binding.